UUGUAACAUUUUCAUCAAAAAAUCAAAAAUGGCGUUCUAUACAGCUGUGGGUUGCGCAAUUUAAAAGUAAAUGUGCAGUAAACUCCUAAGAAAUACUAAUUAAUAAGUUCAACAGAUUUUACAGACAGUGGAUAUGUGAUUACAUGUUAUUUUAGUGUAAAUAGUUUCUUUAGUGGUUUAGUCUUUUUCAACAAAGUGUAAACCUGUCGUGGACCGUGUAUUUUUUGUGUUUUGGUGAUGUAUAAAAAUUAUAAAUAAUGAAACGGAAAAUAAUGCAGCUGGGCAAAUAAUGUAAUAAUGAUGGGUAUAUUAUGGGUGGUGCUAUUCGUGGCCCUGACCGGCACACAUUUUGGACACGGAUUACCCGUGGGACCGACACCGCAGACUUACCUUCACGAUGAAAAUUCGCCAUCUGUACUGGAGAGCUGGGGCUCAGGUGGUGGAGUGUAUGCUGCGGUGCCGGCACUGGCGCUGAUGCUCACCGCUGUUGGUUUACUCUUUGGGUGCACAUGGUGUUACAGGCAUAAAGACUGCAAGCAGCCAAACCAAGGAGCAGACAAUCAGUUGUUUGCAGCGAGCGCCACACACCUGCACGAGGUGCGACUCUCCCACCCGCCAGACUCUGGUUUCUCUGAGCCCGCGAACAACAAUAUCAGCGAAGACAACAACAAUGGGCCGAUAUCGCUCCGUGAGAUGCAGAACAUCGCCAACAACAAUGCUGCCGCGUACAUCAUCAGCGAGAACGAAGAACGGAACAGGGUCAGCCGCGAGUCGGUCGUCGAGUUCGAGCCGCUGCCCAACGGUAUUAGGGCGGGGAAUCCGUUGGACCACCGCGCUGAUUGGUUUGGUGGUGAUGAUUUCCCGAGAAAUAAUUUGCAAUAUCUUCGUGAAAUCGGGCGAGGAUGGUUUGGCAGGGUGGUAGAGGGCGAAAUAGAAGAGAACGGUUCCACUUCAACGGUGGCUGUGAAGAUACUAAACCAGAACGCCACUGUCGAGGAUAAGGCGCGCUUCCUGGACGAAGCGCUGAUCUACAGGGAUGCGAGACACGAGAACGUCCUCGCUUUGCUCGCCAGAGGUCUGCAGGAGGACCCCUGGAUACUGAUAUUUGAGUUAUGUCCUAUGGAUCUUCAACAGUAUUUGACUGUGAACCGGCCCAAAAUGGCAAUAUUAAACGAGAGCGGAGUACCAUUGCGACUAAUGUGCGACGUGUCAUCGGCACUCGCAUACCUGCACUCGAGAGGUUAUUUGUACGGGGAGGUGUGUUGCGACGCGAUGCUGGUACGGCAAGCGGGCAACGAUCCAGCGACCGCUCGUGCCGUACUAGGCCGUUAUCUCACCGCCGCGACCCCACCGGCCCGACUACCGCACACGGCGAGUACCGAGGUGUGGUCGCUGGGCUCGCUGGUGUGGAGCGUGUGCACGUGGGGCGCUCCGCCGCCGGAGCCGCCGCAGCCGCCGCCCGACCUGCCCUGCCCCUAUCGGAACCAUUUAUACCAAGUGAUGCAACUCUGUUGGAAUCCCAACCCUGAUGCGCGUCCGACAUGUGCACAAGUGUACGCACUGAUCAACCACCUGUAUGCCACACAUACACGGACCAACUCCGCCGCCGUCGACGACGGUUACGGCAGCAGCGACUUCGAGGAGCGUUGGCAGCGGCUCAAACCGAACUCCAUCCCCGUCAUAGACGAACACAUCGCCAUAGUCCACGCCCCCUCUACUUCAAUGGCGUCGCAUUUCACCGGCUCAGAUCAAGACUUCGAUAACACUCCCACUGUACAUGAAUCGCUCAGUGUCGACAUGGAUACGGCUGUGUCGCGAUCAAGCAGCAUCAUGUCGGACAAAGAUCCACUUUCUGUACAAAUCAAAUCGGAAAGCCUCACGAAUUUACACGGUUCAUUGGAAGAUGUACGCAAUAUCUACCUCACUCACAAUGAGAUGGCGGUUCUUGAGUGUCAUCAAGGCAAUAUUAGUCUCGAUGACAGCAGAGAGAAGGAUCAUGAUUACUCAGAUAGUUCCGUCGACCCGUGGCUUAAGGACAUCAUUGCUGGCAGUCAAGACGACGUCAGCUACUAUAAAGAUGUUAGCGACGUUAUUAAGAAUCUCGACAAUAUUCUGAAUUCAGAAAAGACUUCGAGCUCCGAAUCAAGUCAUCAGGCUAGUCCAUCCAGAGAUAAUUUGAGUUUAGACUGUAAAACAGACUGUCCAAUGCAAUCGAGUAUGGUCAAAUCACCUGGUAUUAGUAACUUCCAAAAUAUCCUAGUAACUGGGUUUGACACUAAGUCUGAUAGUGAGCCGUGUGAAGAGGAUGAUAUUGACCGUGAUACUAUUGGUACUUUAAGUCAUUCAUUCGAACGCCAUAGUGACACGACCAGUCAGCACACUUUAGAAAAUAUUACGCCCAUUACACCAAUAAAAGAUAUAAAUUUUAUAUGUGAAAUUGUAAAUGAAAUUGAAACAGCUGCAAAGGAUAAUCUUAUUAAUGAUCAUGUUGAAGAAAUCAUUUUCAAAGAAGAAUCCAAAUUACAUUUAGAUACUGCUUCGCCAAUAGGUAAUGUAGUUAAUAAUGCUAGUAAUAUACCCAAGUUGAAAGAAUUAUGUGUAGCCUCAAUGCCUAGUGUAAGUGAAACAAAUAUUGAACAAUUGAAUGUAAAUAAAGACUGUGAAACACCUUGUGAUAAUAAGCUAACUGAAGAAAGGACUGAGAAGGAAACCGAUACUAAGUCAAUAAAUGAUACAGAACUAUUAAAUGCAAAUGCUAUUCCUAAUACAGAAACAGAAGAUAUAGAACCAAUAAAACAUCCUGAACAAUUAACUAAUGUACAAGAUGAACUCUUGCCAGAAGUAAUAAAUGAGAAAAUUCCUAUAAUAAACAACAGUUUAUUAAGCAUUGAAACAACAAGUGAUUUACAGAAGGAAGAAUUAACAGAUGUUAGCUGCAAUAAGGAAAUUGCUGAACCUCUUGAAUUACUUGAUAUUGAUCUUACUAAAAAUGAAGGCGAAACUAAUGAUCUCAUUUCAACUGUAGAAGAUAACAUAAUAGAAAUUAAAGAUACAAAAAACGAAAUAAUUUACCAUGAAGACAUGGAAAAACCUGAUAUGACAGAAAUAAAGGAAAAUAUUAAUUUACUAACAAAUACUAAUGCACAGACACCUGAGCCAGUACAAAAUUUUAACAAUAGUGAAAAUAAUACUGAUAGUAUUUGGGCUGUGGAAGAAGUUGAUAAUAUGGUACAACCUAUAAGUAAUAAUGAAAAUAUAGCCAUAACGCAAAAAAUGCCACCUGAUACAGUACAAAAUUGUGUUCACGAAACAUUUCUAAUUGAUGCUGCAGAUACAAAUAUUAAAAAAGAAAAGAAUGAAAUUACACCAAUUAGAUCUGAACAAAAUGAAAUAGUAAAUAAAACUUCAUCUGAACAGUCAAAUGACAGUACUGUUUAUAUGGAUCUCAUUAAUAAUACGAAUAGUGGAAUAGUAAAGAACGAUACAAUGGAUAGUAAUGUUAAACAAGUUAUUAAAUCUUGUGUUUCUUCACUGCAUAAAGAUAUAUCGAAUGAAGAAACUUCUUGCUCUUUAGUUAAAAACGAUUCGACCGUGUACUUAGAUUUGCCCAGUAUGAUAAAACAGACAGAUGAUUUUUUGCACUCAGAAAAGACACUUUGUAGCCAAAAUGUAGAGUUUAAAGAUAUCUGUGUAUCUAGCACACCUAAGAGUAGCGAUCAUCGAUCCACAGACGAAACCUUAGAAUGCUCUAUUAAAGAUGAUAAAUCCGAAUUGUUAUCAGAAACGAAAAUACCCGACUAUGGUCCAGGAGUGACACUUACGAAACUGGAACAAAAAUGCGUCCCUGAUGGCCUUAGUCCAUUCGAAUCGCCGACUAAAAGUCACCACACCGACACGUAUGAUGAAAACAGUUCUGUCGUUUUGGGACCCUUUGAGAACUGCACAAUAGAGUUAUUCAAAGGGAUAAAAUCUAUUGAUAUAAUAGACUUACCCAAAGAGGAGCUGUUAGCCUUUUCAUCAAAUUUUAGCGAAAUUAAUCUCGAAACACCGUCGCCAUUACGUGACGGUAACUUUCUAAACGAAGUGCCAGAUAUCGUCCACGAUGACGUACAGUUUGAUGAUGUAGCAACUAUAAGCGACCGGAAUUCCGAAAAAGAGCUACCGAGUGAAGUUAAUACGGAGGAAUCUGAGAUACAGUCUGCAACAGAGAAACAUGUUUCACCGUCGACACCUCCCAAUUCGCCCGGGAACUUUCUAGCGUCGACAUCACAGCAGAAAUACUUAGUAGAUAUAGAUCUGAAUCCUCCUGCAGAAGCCACUGUAGCGGAAUCCGACUCUGGCCUUAGUUCUCUACAAAAAGAAAUUGAAUUGAAUCAGAUUGAAUUGCAGAUUACUACAAAGCUAGCAAUGGCUGAGAACGAAAACAACUUGAAUAUUGAAUAUUCGAGACCACUUACCGUAGAAGGUCUCGUAUCCGAGGAUUCUGAUUAUAUACGCGACAGUGAUGAAGUACCUGAAUCUUAUUUAGCUGGUAAUGGAGGAUCCGUUGAAAACUUUAGAGAAGGACUCACGCUGGACGAGGAGUGUGUAAAGGCUCUUAGAAAUGAGUUGGAAUUGAAGUUACCUCUAGCACAGGUGUCGGGUAUCGAGCCGACGGGCGCGGGCUCGUCCUCGAGCGGCGAGUGGGAGCCGCCGCCGCCGCCCGAGCUGGUGCUGGCCUACCCGGGCGCACUCAGCCCCAUCGCCGAGGAGACCGGCCUGCAGCUCUCCGCAUACGAGAACGACGCCAACUGGACAGCGUCGGCGGCAUCGUCGUCGGAGAGCUACCCGGAGCCGUGCAACAACUGGACUGAGGAGGACGCCACGCGCUGCAGCCGCUCCGCCUCGCCCUCCGCCACCGCCACCUACACGCUGCCCGGCCUCGACCCGCACCGCACCUACACGCUGCACAAGGACGUCACCACCAGCAAAGAAAUAACAAUGAGCGCAGACAGUUUGAAUGCCAGUCCACAUAAAGAACCUGCAACAGAUGUACAUUCACCAAUCGAUGACAGAACUUAUAAUAAAAAUGAAGAAGAACAUGAGUCCAAUUGCGAGAGGAUUUCACAAGUAUCUCCAUUUUUAUUGAGCCCUACCACUGAUACAUCAGCUCCCGAUACGACCGAUAACGUCGACAACGGCACCGGGUCCACUCUAUCUCGAACGACAGUGCCCACCGAUGCUAAAAUCUCGAAGCCUUUUGACACCCAAUGUUCGUCAAAAGCGACCAGCAUAGAUUCCUGGUGUUCGAACGAUACCCUUUACAAUGUAGAGGAAAACUUCGACGAUUUAGCUAUGGACUCCGACAUUCCCGCAGAGCAUGAACCUGAAAAGGAAGACGAACACAGUGAGAGUAGCAAUACGUUAACUCACAAUGAUGAUGAAAAAGAGUUGAGCCACUGUUCUACUUACAUAGUCCACGAUAGCAAAUCCGAAGCAUGUGAAUCGUUUUCUCCGGAUUCUAUUACCGCGAACGACAACUAUACGUACACAAAGGCGAAAACUGAAACGACCGCAGCGACUCCGUCCAUCGUUACAAAAUCUGAAGUGGAUUCCACGAAAAAUUCACAAACAAAAGAAGACCUAGCUUAUGGUACAUUGAUCUCAGGUUUGCCGUCUUACUCCAAUUGUACAACAGAAGUGCUGUCAGUUGUUGAUGACAUUUGGAAAUUACAGCAACCGGAGCUAGUGAGAAGAUCACCUAUAGGAAAUGAAGUGCAUUUGACACCACCUAAAAUUAUGGACGAUGCGGAAUGUAUUGAAACUAGUCCUCAAUUAACUAUACAACCUAGUAUUAAGAAAAUGGAUAGCGUCGAGAUUUCUUGUUUACAAGACCAAUUGCUAAACAGCCAUGAUGGGUUAGAAAACAUCGAGAACCAAGAAUCAAUAAAUAAAAUUAACGACAGUCCCAACUCUAACUAUAAAGACAUGACCCCCUCCGUUACAAGUACACCUAUAACAGGACAAAUUGGAAAUGAAGAUGUUGAAGCCAUACCUAUAAAGCUGCCAGAUAUUAAAGCUGAAUCACUAGAAAUGAACAUACCAAAUUUCCAAGUAUUUCUACAAUCAGCCGAAAUAAGACCUCAAGAUAUAUCAUCAAAUACAAGUAAUGAGUGUACUAGUAAUAUUGAUACAGGCAUAAUAUUAGAAGGUGACAGUAAAACUCUAAGUAAAAAUAGCAACAAAGACAGCGUGGCAAAUACAGAACGCACUCCAUCAUACUCAGAUUUCGAGAACUCUGCUAUGUGCAAACCUCAAGAUGUACAUUCGAGAGAAAAGUCUAGUCAAAGUAUAGAGAGUGGUAUUAGUUCUGAAGAAUUCCGGCAAUUUGAGGACUCUGUGAGACAGAGACCGCAAGAUCUCUCUUCCGUAAUAGAUGCAAGUUCCAUGUUACUGAAGAGUGAGAGAAAGUCUAGUGAACUUGCAAUGGGCAGUUUGAAGAAAGUAGAUAUUGAUCAGGAUAGGCAACCUGAAAAAAGCCACGAUAAUAAACCUAUACAACAUAUAACUAUAAGUCCGCCUAAUAAUAUAAAUUUAAAUGAAUCUCAUAUUAAUGUACCAGUUAACAAUUUUUUAAUAGAUUUUGCUGAAGAAGAAAUGGAUCAGCCUCAUUCAAUAAUAAUUACAGAGAGCCCCAAAGAAGUGGCUAAAGAUAGCCCGAAUAGAACUUAUGACUCUCAUACAGCAACACCGCUUUUAGAUCUUAACAACACCUACGAUUCUCAUGAAAAUCAGCGGAUUAAUAUAAGAACUGAAAGCGAUGAACAUUUAAUAAAACCUAUUGUGAAUGGAGUAGCUGAAAAUGAUCUCAAUGAAGUUAAAAAACCUAAUUCAUUGGAAGCCAUUGAAGAUAACGUACAAGAAAAUAGUCAUAAACUACAGGAAGAUAAUUUUGAAAAGAAUAUAAGCCAAUUGAAUAACGAAGGAGCCCCUAAAAUAGAAGCUGUAGACGAAUUAACACAAAUUAUCGAGCCUGUUGUAAAUAACUUAACUUUAUCUGUUUCACCGAAAACUGUUAUAAACGGAUCAUUUUCAAAGGAAAGAAAUAAUGAAACUGAAAUAAAAUGCAAUGGCAGCAGUGAGAAGUACGCGACAGUUGAAUUUCUAAACGAAACAUUCGAAGAACUGCUGGAGAGCAAUGUCGAUGACGAGACUAAAGAUUUCUGUGUUAACGAUAAAUGCGAACAAGUGUUUAAUCAAGAUCAGCCUCAACUUAAGUCUGAAAAUAAUGAAUCUCAUCUUGUAAAUAAAAUAAUCAGUAGUCCUAAACAGAAAAUAUCUGAAAAUAUAGAUUCACAAGAGGUUGAAGAAGUAAACACGAAUGGCGUUGACGAUAAAUUAACGUCGGUCACUGAGAAUUUCUUACUGAAUGAGAAGAAAUUCUGUCAGUUCGAUUCAUACCUUCCACUGUUGAGUGAUAUCAGAUUCACUGGUCCAGCAGAAGAAAUCAUGACUACGUCAUUCACUCAAGAUUCGCCAACGGAACCAACGUCGCCCGAGUACGAGCAGGACAGCAAACCAGACACCGCUGUAGAUAUAUUGAAAGAGUGGGACAGCGAUAGCGAUUCGCAUUCCAGCAACUCCUCCAGCGGCGAGUUCAUUUGGAAGGACGGGGACGGCCACGAGACCUCGGUCGUACCCUCCACGCACUUCGACCAUCAACGAGGAAGCAAUUCCGAGUCGGGCGCGGCACAAGGCGGAGACAAAGCGUCCUCUGGUGCUCCGUCAGAAGCCUCCGGAGACUCUGGUUCGGGCUCGGAGGGUGAUGAAGUGGAGUUCGUGCCGUCCUCGUGGGACUGCCGCGCCGCCCCUUCGAAGUCAUCGUUGCGCAGCUUCGAGCAAGCUACACCGGAGCACAAGAAGCGCGUAGUGUUUAAGCGACAGAAGUAUCACUGCGUGUACGAAUACCCGCGCGAGGUGGCCGAUGUCGAGACGCACUCGCCCGCCGCCUACAUGCCGGACUUCUCCACCUACUCAGAUUGGGACCCGAGCAGCGCAGAGGAGGCAGAACUAGGCUACGGACAACUUUUCGGAACUCCAAAUGCUCUCGACUUAUAUCCACUGCGGGCUGGUAUUGCUUUUGGUGCUGAUUACGACGAGGACUUCUUCAUAUCGUCUUCGGCGCGACCGUUCGAGAGUCUCGGCAUAAUGACAACGACCAGCCAGUUUUUCCCCGGCAUGCAUGUGAAGCCGGCGCUGCUCGAGCGUGAACUGGACGACGUCGACGACUUCCCGCCCCCACCCUCGCCACUGCCCACCGUUACCGCCACCGCCUCCGCUCCUACCGCAGCCACCGCCACACUAGUCCAUACCAGGACCCCCUCAUUAGACUUCACUACCCCAGACUCUGGGGUCGAAGACAUUACUCCAGGCUCUACCACUACCGAGGAAGAUUACAAGAUCAAGAAACUGUCGGAAACUGAAGUGAAUCAAUGCUGGCGACCAGUCGACAGUGGCAGCUCCAGUGAGUCAGUCAGCCCGAGCUCACCGGGCGGCGAGGCUCUCGGCGGCCUCAGGCACACAAGGGACAAGCUGAAGCUCGACCUGCCCCCGAGUCCACAUUUACCGUCACCGAGGCAUAACAGGGUUUUUAAUUUCGUGUUGGAUAAGCCGAAACGGCAGAGGGUCCAAGAGGAGAGGUCGAGCGAAGUUGGCAGCACUCCACUCGUGAUGAGCGACGAGACGCCAGUGGUUAGCACGUCACUGCCGCUACAGGAGUCCGACGACCUGUCGCUACCAGAACCCACUUUCUCCACCUUCGGCAAGUGCGCGCAGAAGGUCGAUACCGAACAGAAGAGCAUCAUACUCACUGAAGACGUGCAACACGCCGAAAACAGUGAUAAAGUAGAAAGCCCUAAAGUGGUGGAAGCAGUUAAAGGCGAAGGCACUGUUUUGGACAGCGGAGACGAGGACUCCGGCAUAGAGAGCAGCUCCAAAGCCACUCUGGAACGGAACAAAACGACUCCAAACAUCUCGUAAUUAGAGAGAUAUUAACGGUAGUGUGUUGUUAUUGUAUAAAUAGGAUCAUGAUUAUAAGGCUUCACCGCCCUUGGAAUACGCGAUACUAUAAUCAUAUUUUGAAACUAAAUGUUAUUAUAACAAAAAUGGAUGAAAUAAACGUAAAUAAAAGUUGUUUCCUUGUGUUGCCCCUACCAGUAGAAUUACAAGGUACAGAGAUAUAGGUGUAAUUAGUUUGGAAGACUGGCAACACACGAGGUAUUAUGACACGACUCGAGGUGUCGCUCUGUCUCCGUGUUGUAGGAAGCCAGUGGUGAUAUUCGUGUUUAUAAAUGACAAAUAGCACUUUCUGUCAAGUUAGUUUGCCUUUUCACGUUGCAUAAAAAAGAUAACAUUUUAUUAGGGUGUCCAAGAGUUCGAGUGAUUUGAGGAUAGCGAUCUCUAUAGUACAUGUUUUUUUUUUUUUGUAUGACAUACUCCUUUUCGAGGUUUUUCAGAUUAAUAUAAUUUAUUAUUGUAUUAUAUUGUAUGAAUAUCGUUAUUAAUCGGCGUAAUUCCGGGCGGUGUAAGUAACAGCAUGUCGGUUACCAAGCGAAUAAUAGAUUUGUUUGUAACGCCAAUACAUGCUGUAAGUAACGCCAUCACAAUAGCCAAGAUUUAGUAUUACUAAACAUUUAUUAACGUAUCUUUAUUUAAUUUAGUACCACUGAACAAAAUAUUAUUGCACCUUUAUGUAACAAGCCAGAUGACAUAUCGAAAAUAACACUUCAUAUUUGAAGCCACCUACUUACGAAAUAAAAUUCGGAGUGUCAUUGCUUUUUCAACAUUAUUUCUUCAAUUUUUUUUUCUUAAUAAUCUAUAAAUUUUUCUUCUUUUUUUUUUUGUAAAACAAAAUCUUAUAUUAUUGAAUAUUUCAUAAUAAAGGUAGUUUGUAAAGAAGGGAAAAUAAAAAAAAUAUAUAUGUUUUGAACAGAUAGACACUAGUUAAAAAAUAUUGGACAUGUUUUUUGUUUCUAAGUUUAAUUUAAUGAUUAUAACCACAGGACUUCGCUUCGAAGUAUUCUUGUACUCUAUUUUCCUAAUAUAUUUUUUCUAAUAAUUAUAAAUGCUGUAAUUAACUUCAGUUUAGAUUUUUCCACUUAUUCAUUUUUAUAUAAUGUAUUGCGAUACUGAACUCGUUCGUAGGUGGUGUUUUGUAUUCCUUUAAUAAUAGUGCAGUGCAUGUAAAAAAAAAAUUAUUAUAAAUGCGCCCUAAACAGUUGAUUUAUUGAUUGUAAUACUUCAUAAAUAAUAACGUUAAGUAUCCUAUUUCAUUCACGAGUAAGGUACAAAAGCCAUGUAAUAAAUCGCUUUCAUUAUUGAAAAUUAUUUAUAAGCCCUUUGAGAAUUUUACAGUUUUAAGUGAUCCCAUUUGCCUAAUAUUAAAUACUGUUACAGUACUACCACGAAUUUAAACAAAACCGCAUCGCUAUUAAUAUACACUAUGGAAAAUGCAUUUUUGAUACAAUUCCCGCAGUUAUAGCUUUAUAAUAAUAUUAACUUUUUUUUUUUUUACUAUUUUCGUGGUGUUACUGUAAAAUAUAAAGGCCUAUCCUGGUUUGUACGAUUAUUACCGCCCAAUAUUGUACUUGCUAGAUUUUUUCAUACGUAACAUUUUUACUCUUAUUUCAUAAUGUCGUAGUGAAUUAGAUUAAACACUGUUGUGCUCGGAUACUUGAACCAAGCUUAACACAAUUGUCGUGUAAUAAUUGUUCCGAUGAAAUUGUGCCCAUCAAAAGUACAAGUAUCAGAUCAUAACGAAUUCAGUGUCUAAAUUAUUUGUUAGAUUUACGCACAAGUGAGUACGCAUCUUCCAUCUUAUAAACCUCGAAUAAUAUGAAGAAUAUCAAAAUUUUAUUAUUUCGGUCUAUAAAUUUUGAGGUUAAAAAGCCAAUUGUUAGUUAAGAAAAGUUGUAAUUGUAAGCGUAGAAUUAGAUGUAUCUAUUGUGGUGAGGUCGACAUCGCGUGUUAUUGUACACGAGCUCAGCAACAGAAAUGGUUUAACUCGGGUGAACAUUCAAAUUUUUUUCUUUUUUUUUUAAUUAUAUUUUCAAGUAUAAACGCGUGCGCAGAUAUGUAUUAUAUAUUAUAAUAUACAUGAUGUAUUAUUUGCGAAAAGCGUUAUUUAUUAUUAGUUAUUUUAUUACAUUGCAUAAUUAAAUCAAUUUAAUUAUGCAAUGUAAAAAAAAAAUUGUUCAAGUAAUCAAGUUGCUUCGCGAAACUGCUUCUCAAUAUGCAGAAUUAAGCAACUUCGCGUUUUCCCGCUAUCCUGUAUCACACUACCCAAUGUACGCACGGCCUUUUGUAAUCCAACCCCGUCCUGGUCACUUAAUGAUAUUAAAUGAUGUUAAAUCACGAUUAUUUAUUACCUUGUCAAUGCCGACUAACUAACUGUUCAUAAUAAUGAAACAUUACUGUUGCUGACUGUACAGAAGUGAGUGCCACUAAAAUUACGUCAUCAAUAUAGUACGCAAUACGUCCAAGUGUGAACCUAAUGUGCAAUUCCUCUCAUUUCCAUAUCAUUGCGUUUUAGUUGUUUAGUUAUUACUGCUGUAAAUAUAAUUUAAUGUUAUAGAUUUGGAGAAGUUUUUGAUGAUUGCAAAUUAUUAAUUCAAAUUACUACAAGUUUAUUGUUCUGAACAUUAUUUUUUACAUUUUAAUAAGUUUUCGUUAAUGUACAGAUGUAAAUACGUGGUAGAUGUUCAUUUUGUUACUAAGUAGGGAUGGUAUCUUGUUAUGGAAGUAGGUGAGAUUUCCGGACCUGGUCCGAGCGGUCGUUGUUGUAGGGCGGGGGGUGUGGUCGCGUCGUCACGUCGCCACCUCCGCCUUCAUCUCACUUCAUAUACCACAUGUUAAAGAUGCGCUCAAUCGGACAAUUUUAUUGCGUAAUCCUGUGCAAUAUUUGUUAAUUAUAACGUCACGAUAAGUCAAGUUACUGUCAUGCCUCUUUGCAUGUAACUAAAAUUUUCUGGAGCAGUAAUUGCCUGAGAUUUCCUGUAUUUAAUGGUUUAUUAAAUUGCCCCAUAUCACUCAAUGUAAAUGUGGCGAUAUAACAACACUCGUACGUAUGGACAUUAAAGUAAAUUGAUCGAUGGCAAUACGUCCCAACAAACAAAUGCUGUCCAAGAUUAUCCAAUUAAAUUGUCCAUGUGAGUGCACCUGUAGUAAUGUCUAGAUUAUUGGCAGGCCACAUGCUAAGACUUUGUGGUCUUGUUUCUCUAUAAAUGUAUUAUGAAGUUAUACUCUUUAGUUCGAGAAAUCUCCAAGGUAACAGACUCGUCUCUUUUACAUUUAUAUACAAUACAAGGAAUUAUUUUGAAUGAAUUGUCCGAUAAUUAUGAUAUUUAUUGUUUGUAAGUUGUUAUUGAUUUGUAUGAGCUGUAGGCAGUAUUUAGUGAAUGUGAACGCAUCGGAAGUCUUUUCAUAUUGUGACUUUGUCGAGUCUUUUAAAAGUAUUUCUAUGAAAAAAAUAAUAAUAAAUAAAACUUGUGACUCAA
Messenger RNA from Galleria mellonella (greater wax moth), 12533 nucleotides. RefSeq lists its product as uncharacterized. Gene Ontology annotation, biological process: protein phosphorylation. Gene Ontology annotation, molecular function: ATP binding; protein kinase activity. Bases 298 to 9018 code for a protein of 2906 amino acids. The transcript has 19 exons. Lineage: Eukaryota; Metazoa; Arthropoda; Insecta; Lepidoptera; Pyralidae. The record is from RefSeq and is a predicted model, not a curated record.